Molecule: messenger RNA, 11143 nt
Organism: Clupea harengus (Atlantic herring)
Lineage: Eukaryota; Metazoa; Chordata; Actinopteri; Clupeiformes; Clupeidae
Gene: nav3
Product: neuron navigator 3
Biological process (GO): neurogenesis; nervous system development
Molecular function (GO): ATP binding; ATP hydrolysis activity; protein binding
Source: RefSeq, a predicted model, not a curated record
CAGAAGGAGGAGGGCAGAAGCCGAGGGGGGAGUGAAUUGUGGAGAAGCCUUCUCAGUUUCCCUCAGUGCCGCUCACGCCGUGGGCUACAGAAUGACUGUGGCUGCGCUCCUCCUGAAGACUUCUCUGAGCUGAGAGAGAAACGCCGCUUCUCUCUCUCUCCCUCUCUCUCUCUCUCUCUCUCUCUAUCCCCCACUCCUCUCCCCCUCCUCUGCACUCCUUCUCUGCCAGACGUCAAGGCGGAGACACUGAACUCUUGUUUAGCCUCUCUCUCUCUCUCUCUCUCUCUCUCUCUUUCACUCUCACACACACACGCUGUGGGAAACUUAAGGGGAACGGACUCCUCGGCUGUUUUUGUUUUUCUUUCUUUCCUUUCCUCCCCUCCUCCUCCUCCUCCUCCUCCUCUUCGACUACACUUCUCCGCGCUCGUCCACGCGUCUGACAGACAGACAGACAGACAGACAAGAGGCCAUGCCGGUGGUGGGGGUCGCGUCCAAGCUGAGACAGCCCGGCGUGGGCUCCAAGCCGGUGCACACCGCGCUCCCCAUCCCCAACCUGGGCCGCAGCGCCGGCGUCGGCGUCACCCAGGGCUACGCCCCCCGCGCCCCCGAGGUGAGGGCCAGCGAGUCACCCCUGCUCUCCUCCUCCUGCCAGCUGUCACUCAAAGGCGAGUACCAGGAGCGGAGGACUCCGCCGGCAACACGGAGCAGGGAGUCGGAGGAGAGUAAGAUCAGCAAGAUCUACACUGACUGGGCGAACCACUACCUGGCCAAGUCCGGCUGCCCGCGCCUCAUCAAGGACCUGUCCCAGGACAUCGCCGACGGAGUUCUGCUGGCAGAAAUCAUCCAGAUCAUUGCAAACGAAAAGGUGGAGGAUAUCAAUGGCUGUCCAAGAAGUCAGUCUCAAAUGAUCGAGAAUGUAGACACCUGCCUCAACUUCCUGGACGCCAGAGGAGUGAACGUUCAGGGACUCUCCGCAGAAGAGAUUCGUAAUGGGAAUCUGAAGAGCAUCCUGGGUCUGUUCUUCAUCCUGUCGCGCUACAAGCAGCAGCAACAGCAUCAGCAGCAGUACCUGCAGUCUCUGGUGGAGCUGCAGCAGCAGGUCACGCAUCAGGCCACCGGGGCGGCGCCCUCCAGCCCCCUCAAGACCCAAGACAUGCAGUCCAGUCUCACGGCGCGAUAUGCAAGCCCACCCAGCCACAGUGGAAUAGGAGCCAGCCAGAAGAAGAACACAAGGUUACCAGGUCCGUCCAGGGUGCCCACUGCUGGCAGUGGGGGUAAGGCCCAGGGUUCGUCCAACCUCAACAGGAGAAGCCAGAGCUUCAACAGCAUCGACAAGAGCAAACCUCUACAGUACGCAAGUGGCAAUGACAGAGAGUCGGUGAGGGGCAUCGCUCUGGUGGGCAGCAUGAAUGGCAGCGCGGGCGCCGCAGCGAUGCCCUCCAGCCCCAGUGGGCACCAGCUUGGCUCGGCCAUCCCCUCGCCCACGGCGGGCAAGUCGUGGCGCAGCAAGUCCAUGAACCUCAAGCACAGCGCCACCUCCUCCAUGCUCUCCCUCAGCCCCACGACCUCCCCGCCUCCCCCGGGGGCCUCCGAGCGCCUCCGCCCGCCGGCCAUGACGGGCGACGUCGCCUCCUCCUCCUCCUCUGCCGCCGCCGCCAAGGGCUCCGCUUCCGUCUGCGCGGCGGCCAACGCCCCCGGCAACCAGCGCUCCAUGCUGGACAAGUUCCGGCUCAUCAACCCGCGCUCGGCCUCGCGGACCUCCCCCUCGGUGGCCGAGAUGUCGCUGCAGGAGGAGGACGACCUGUCGGAGUACGGGGACGACCCGACACCCAUGCCCAUUAGCCGGCUCGGCGGCGGGACGGCGGGCAUACUGGGGGCACCCAUGCACCAGACGCCGGUGUCAUCCCCACCCUCUGCCUCCGUCUCGACAGCCAAGGGCUCAGGGAAGAGCUCCAGCAACAAGUCCCUGGCCCACCCCAAGGAGAAGGAGGAGAAGGCCAAGAGCAAGGCCAGCAAAGCCAGCACCCCGCCCAAGGAGGAGAGGGAGCCCGUGCCCGCGGAGGCCGGGAAGAAGUCCUCCAAAAUCGGCAGUCUUAUCCCCAAGGGGGGCAAGACCGCAGCGGGCAAGAAGGAGAGCGGUGCCCCCCCAGCGUCCAGCGGGAUCCCCAAACCAGGGCUGAAGGCCCCUCACGCUACUGCCAAGCAGGCCCAGGCCUCCACAGCAGGGGGAGGAGGCGGUCCAGUCACAGGGGCUGGCGGCUCGGGCGCGGGGAGUGGAGCAGCGCCUGCAGGGGUGGGCCGGGAAGGCGGUGAGAAGGCGGCUAAGAUGGCCAAGGGGGGGCAGUCGUACUACAUGCAGCGCUCGGCGGGGGGGACGGGCGAGGUCCGCAGGACCAGCAUGACCUCCUCCACCAGCACCUCGGCGCUGUCCGCGGGGAUCGGGGGCGGAGGAGGAGGCAGCGGGGUAAUGGGGGGCAAUGGGGCGGUGCAGUUGCCCCAGCAGCAGCAGCACAACCACCCCAACACGGCUACUGUCGCCCCCUUCAUGUACAGAACGUACUCGGAGAAUGACUGUACCACAGUGGCUCCUGCUGACCCCUGCCUGAGUCCCACCAAGGGGGAGCUCGUCUUCAACAAGACCGCCAAACAGUGCCUGGAGGAGAUAUCUGUGUCGUCUGACCGCCGCGGAGUUGGCGCUAAAGGGGAAGACCCGGAGACAAGGCGGAUGCGGACAGUCAAGAACAUUGCGGACCUGCGGCAGAAUCUGGAGGACACCAUGUCCAGUCUACGGGGGACACAGAUUAGCCACAGCACCUUGGAGACGACCUUUGAUUCCACGGUGACCACAGAGAUCAAUGGGCGCGGCCCCCCCGCCCUCUCCAGUCGCUCCUCCCCCAUGGCCUGGCGCCUCGGCCAAUCGCCGAGCCCGCGGCUGCAGGCGGGCGACGCCCCGUCCAUGCCCAGCGCCUACGCCCCAGCGCGGGCCGGGGGUGGUGGCGGUGGUGGCGGAGGGGCCGGCGGUGGAGGCGCCGCAGGUCGCUACGGUGGCGACGCCUCGCGGUACGUCUACAGCGGCCCACUCAGGAGGGCGGGGGCCGGGGGAGGAGCCAGAGGGACGGGGGAGGCGGGAGAGAAGGGCGGAGCCCCCGACGGCAUUGGGCCCGAGGUGGACGUGGCCGGGUACAUGAGCGACGGGGACCUGCUAGCGAAGAACACGCGGCCCGACGACAUCACCAGCGGUUACCUAACAGAUGGCGGGCUGCACCUGUACUCCCGGAAUGUGGGCCGAGCUCCUGACCUGGCCUCCUCCAGAGAGGUCAUCCAGCGCGGCCUCAGAGAGGGAGACGGCGACAGUUGGGAUGACAGCAGUUCCGUCAGUAGUGGGCUGAGUGACACUCUUGACAACAUCUGCACGGAUGACCUAAACACCUCUGCAUACUCGGGCAUCACAGCUUCGCCACGCAAGAACAAGGGACCACAGUCCCACGGCAACACACACAAGCAUGUGGAGCAGGUGGCCAGCACCUGGGCAGGCGCCGAGGACCUGAAGAAGGUGGACGAGGAGCUGGACAGCAGCAUGGACCCUUCAUCCAAGUGGAGGACUUCCUCCUCCUCCUCCUCCUCUGCGCCCAGCCAGUCGGAGGACGGAGGGCAGAAGACGGGCCUGCCCGUGUCCCAGACGGGCUCCUGGAGGAGAGGCAUGACGGCCCAAGUGGGCAUCACACCGCCCCGCUCCAAAGGCACGUCAGGCAGCCUCAAAUCCCCUGGCAAAACGGACGACGCCAAGGCUUCGGAGAAGGGCAAGGCUUCGUCCAAGAGCGCGAGCAUCGAGCGCUCGCCGUCCGAUGCGGGGAAGAGCAGCGGCGACGAGGGUAAGAAGCCCCCCUCGGGCAUCGGCCGCCCCCCCACCACGGGCUCCUUCGGGUACAAAAAGAUCCCCGGCCCCUCUGGCACCCUCAUCACGGCCAGCGGGGCCACCCUGUCCAGCGGCUCCUCCACGCUGGGCAAGGUGCCCAAGUCGUCGGCCAUCGGGAAGGGCGCGGGCGCAGGCAUCGGCAGCGGCGGUGGUGGUGGGCGCAAGACCAGCCUGGACGGCUCGCAGCACCAGGACGACGGGGUGUUGCUGGGCUGCGGCGGCUCCAAGGUGCCCCUGCAGUACCGCUCGCUCCCCCGGCCCGCCAAGUCAUCCAGCGGGGUGGCGGCGGGUCGCGGCGGCGGGCACCGGUCCAGCUCCAGCAGCAUCGACUCCAACGCCAGCGCCAAGGGGGCCGCCGCCGGCAGCGCCGGCCCGGCCACCAUCCCCGGAGCCAAACGGCGCGAGCCCAAGGUGGGCUCAGGUCGCUCCAGCCCCAUCACCGUCAACCAGACGGACAAGGAGAAGGUGGCCGUCUCCGACCAGGACGGCACCGCUCUCUCCACCUCGCCCAAGUCCAGCCCCACCUCCGGCGGCCAGUCGGGGCUCCGUCAGCCCGGCUCCAAGUACCCCGACAUCGCCUCCCCCACGUUCCGCCGAUUGUUUGGUGCCAAAGCUAGCAGCAAGCCCAGCUCCCCUGGCACACCUGACUCGGGCAAGUGCCCGUCGGCACUUGGCAGCCCCCAUGGCACGAUGGCGCGGCAGACGAGUCUGGACUCACCCUCUUCGGGCACGGGAAGCCUGGGCAGCGCUGGCGGUCAGAGCGGCGGCAGCAGCCCGCUGUACGGCAAGGUGCCCGAGCUGGGCAUGGACUCAGCGGCCUCCAGCCCGGCGUCGGGUCUCUCGCUGCCCUCCAACGCCCGGCCAUGGCCCACCACCCUCAGCACCUCGUCAGCGGGGAGCAGGGACACGCUCAGCUGCCAGAGCAUGACCAGCCUGCACACCAGCUCUGAGUCCAUCGACCUGCCGCUGGGCCACCACGGCCCCAAGGUCACGCGCACAGGCAGCGUCAAGUCCACCCUGUCAGAGGGCAUGCCCCUUGACAGAAACACUCUUCCCAAAAAGGGACUGAGGUAUCCGCCCUCCUCCAGGCAGACGUCCAAUGAGGAAGGGAAGGAGUGGCUGCGCUCCCAUUCCACUGGAGGGCUGCAGGACACAGGCAGCCAAUCACCUCUUUCUCCACCGGAUACCUCCUGCAACAAUGUUGGCAAAUACCACUACUCAAACCUGCUGAGCCCUACUGGUAUGUCCCAGUACAACCUCCCUGGCCCCAGCAUGAGCCGGUCCAACAGCAUCCCCACCCAGGACUCGUUUGAUCUGUACGGAGAAGGCCACACGCUGGGUGGCAGCGCCACGUCUCUGGAGGACAGACCAAGGGGCAUUAGUCGUUCCGGAUCCUUCCGUGACAGCACUGACGAAGUUCAUGGCUCCUCAUUGUCCCUGGUCUCCAGCACCUCAUCACUCUACUCAGCGGUUCUUUCUUUUCUGGACAAGACAGAGGAGAAGGCCCAUUCCGAGGGCCAAACUGUCCAAAAUACCACGCAAAUUAGGAAAUUGAGAAGGGAACUGGAUGCUUCUCAAGAAAAGGUUGCGGCUCUGACUUCCCAGCUUUCGGCCAACGCUCACCUGGUGGCUGCCUUCGAAGGGAGCCUGGCGAACAUGACCUGUCGGCUGCAGAGCCUGACCAUGACAGCGGAACAGAAGGAGUCGGAGCUGGCUGAGCUGAGGGAGACCAUCGAGGCCCUGAAGGCCCAGAACACAGACGCACAGACGGCCAUCCAGGUGGCCCUCAACGGCCCCGACCACCUCAGAGAUCACCGAAUCAGGCGGCAGCACUCAUCUGACAGCAUGUCCAGCAUCAACAGCGCCGCCAGCCACUCCAGCAUGGGCAGCGCCAAAGACGCCGAGGACAAGAAGAAGAAGAAGAAGAACUGGCAAGGGAAUGGUAGACGACCAAAGGUGGCUGAUUCCAUCCCUGCCCAGUUGCGGAGCUCCUUCAAGCAGGCUUUCAGCAAGAAGAAGAGCAGCAGCAAGCUGCAGUCGUCGCAGGACGACAUCGAGGAGAUGACCGACUCCUCUCUGCCAUCCUCUCCCCAGCUGCAACACGCCAACAGGCAGGGCAGUGUACCAACGCUACGCUUGUCCCCAUCCACCACAGACAAGCUAUGUUUUUGUGAUAGCAAGUCGUCCCCACUUUGGAUCCCAAAGAAAAGGCAAAACGGCCACGUGGUCUACAAGCACCGAUCUCGGCUGUGCGAGUGCACGGAGGCCGAGGCCGAGAUCAUCCUGCAGCUGAAGAACGAGCUGAGGGAGAAGGAGCUCAAGCUGACCGACAUCCGCCUGGAGGCGCUCAGCUCCGCUCACCACCUGGACCAGAUCAGGGAGGCCAUGAACCGCAUGCAGAACGAGAUAGAGCUUCUCAAGGCAGAGAACGACCGCCUGAAGUCCAGUGGGAACUCCACCCCCCAGGCCACCCCGGCCAAGUCGGCCAGACCCCCGUCUGAGACUUCCAGCACCUCGUCGUCAUCCUCGCGGCAGUCCCUGGGCCUCUCCCUCAACAACCUCAACAUCACAGACACCAUCAUGUCUGACAUUCUCCUGGAUGACGGCUACGAAGGGAAUCUUCGCAAAGAAGGCCGAAGUGUCCGAAUCGUCGUGACGAUCCACAGCGGCUCCAACAAGACGAAGGGCUCUCAGAGUCAGGAGUACCUCAUUGGUUCCAUCGGCGUGAGUGGGAAGACCAAAUGGGAUGUGCUUGAUGGCGUAAUACGACGCCUGUUCAAGGAGUACGUGUUCCGCGUGGACCCCGCCACAAGCCUGGGCCUGACCUCAGAGAGCAUCAUGUGCUACCGCAUGAAGGAGGUGGUGCGCGGCCAGGCCAUGGAGGUGCCGGAGCUGCUCCCGUGUGGAUACCUGGUGGGCGACAACAACGUCAUCACCGUCAACCUCAAAGGCGUGAAGGAGAACAGCAUCGACGGGCUGGUGUUCGACACGCUCAUCCCCAAGCCCAUCAUCCAGCGCUACCUGAACCUGCUGAUGGAGCACCGCCGCAUCAUCCUGUCCGGCCCCAGCGGCACGGGCAAGUCGCACCUGGCCAGCAAGCUGGCGGAGUACAUCGUCACCCAGUCGGGCAUGGAGGUGUCCGAUACCACCGUGGCCAGUUUCAACGUGGACCAGAAGUCCAGCAAGGACUUGAGGCAGUACCUGUGCUCGCUGGCGGAGCAGUGUAACUCCGAGGAGACGGACAUGGAGCUUCCCACCGUGGUCAUCCUGGACAACCUCCACCACAUCGGCUCGCUCAGCGACAUCUUCAACGGCUUCCUCAACUGCAAGUACCACAAAUGUCCCUAUGUUAUUGGAACCAUGAACCAGGGUGUGUCUUCAUCUCCCAAUCUGGAGCUUCAUCACAACUUCAGGUGGGUGCUGUGCGCUAACCACACGGAGCCGGUGAAGGGCUUCCUGGGCCGCUACCUGAGGAGGAAGCUCAUCGAGACGGAGAUCGGCAGGAACAUGCGCAGCAACGACCUCAUCAAGAUCAUCGACUGGAUCCCCAAGACCUGGCAGCACCUCAACUCCUUCCUGGAGGCGCACAGCUCCUCCGACGUCACCAUCGGCCCACGGCUGCUCCUGUCCUGCCCCAUGGAUGUAGACGGGUCGCGGGUGUGGUUCACCGACCUGUGGAACUACUCCCUGGUGCCAUACCUGCUGGAGGCAGUGAGGGAGGGACUCCAGCUGUACGGGAAGCGUGCGGCGUGGGAGGACCCGUCCAAGUGGGUGAACGACACGUACCCCUGGAGCUCGACGUCCCUGCAGCAUGACUGCCAGGCUCUCCUGCAGCUGCGCCCAGAGGACGUGGGCUACGACGGCUACACCUCCUCCAAAGAGGGGGCGUCCUCCAAGCAAGUCUCCCAGAGCGACACAGAGGGGGACCCACUGAUGAACAUGCUCAUGAGACUGCAGGAAGCCGCCAACUACUCGAGUGCACAGAGCUGCGACAGCGACAGCGCCAGUCACCAUGACGACCUCUUGGACUCGUCGCUCGAGUCGGCACUGUAGACGAGAUGGCCCACAGGAGACGAGGAGGCGUCCAGUCAGAGAGAGAGAGAGAGAGAGAGGGAGAGGGAGGGAGAGAGAGAGAGAGAGAGAGAGAGAGAGGGAUGAGCGAGCAGCUGCUCCAGGGGCCCUCAGAGCUGAGUUGGACUGAGCUGCAGUCUGGCCCAAAACACCCCAGACCUGACAUUUCUGUUAGCUCUCCCCCACCCCAGGGAGGAAAGCUCUGUUUGUCUGUGUGUGUGUGUGUGUGUGUGUGUGUGUGUGUGGAGAGGAGGGAUUGUUGAGUGUCUACCAGUGACAUGUUGUCUGCCUGUUGUUGGAUGGUGUGUAUGGCAGAAGUGUUGAUCAACAGAGUCUAAGGAUCACCAACGGAGUCUCUUUCCUUCCUCUGGUGGGCUGGGGAUGACACGCACACACGCACACACACACACACACACACACACACACACACACAUCCUCAACUGCACAGAACCUCUGCGAUGUCAGCUGCUCAGAUGGUGACGGCGUAGAUGUGUGUCCCACUAGUCACAUGUUGGAACUGGAAGAGUUUUUCUCCAGAGCUCUGAUUUUGACUGAUGUGGUGUGUAGUCGGCUUUUAACUGUUUUCACACUGAUGUUUACAGUGGGCUGAGUCUUUCUUUUUCUCCCCCUGCUACUCGCUCAGAUCUUCACGGAUUCAAAGUUUGACGCACGUUUGCCGCCAAAAACAAAAAAAAAACUAAACAAAAACUAAAAAACCCUCUGAAAACCAGAUUUCAGAUGAGCCACGUGAAACUGGCUUGGUGCUUAAACUGGUGGUUUACUGGCAAAGGCACAGCCUUGGUCCUUGCAAGUGCCAUUGCCAAAUGAAGCACAAGAGGGUGCAUUCUGUUAUAACUGCUACUGUGAAACGAAGGACUUUUGAAACACAAACAGUAAACAAAAAACAAACAUGCCACUCAAUUCACUGCCAAGCAAUGGCACAGGGUGGGGGAGGGGGUUCGAAGUCAUGAUCUGAGAAAACACUGUAGUGCAAAUUCAUUUUAUGACGUAAUCGUGUGUCACUUCUUCAAUCUUCAGUCUUCAACCUUCACAAUCGGUAUCGGAGGGGACAUGCUCUCCUGCUACUGACUAAGCAGUGACACACAGUUGGAUUCUCCGUGCGCGACAAAUAGCAUUGGCUUCAAUGUGUAUGUUAAAUCUGUCAUUUAUGCGCUCGAAUCACAUCUUUCGUUUGUUUUUUCGUUGUACAUCAUCCUUUACCUUCUGAACAAGCAGCUACGUUCCAACCCUUUGCUGCUAGGGAGGGUCAAGACAUAGAAGAAAAGACAGUAAGAAAUCCGUACUUUCACCCAAGGGCCAGAACGAGAAGGGAACAAGCCUGAACCUGGUGCUUUCUCGCUGCCUUAAAUGUGCUAAGCUCGGAAUGAAAUUCAAAGCGUUACAUUGACCUUGAAUCUCUUGAUGCCAUCCAAAGAGGAUCUGAUGACACCUUGUAUGUAGUUGUUAAUGCUUUUUUAAUAAGUGUUUUUUAUCUUGAGUUCAGGGUGGAGUCACAAUGCCAUCUCUGAUUCUGUGAAAGGCCACGUUGAGUUUUAUUUUUCAUAUCGGAAAGGCGAAAACCUUUCAGUGAAUGUGUGCGUGUUGGACACACAGGUAGAGUUAGACCACUUUGAGAGUUUGCGAUGAAGAGAUGUGAUAUUUUAUUAUUUUGUCACCCAGUUGACCUGGGGAACACUUGAACCAACAUGAGCACAAUCCAACCUCGUGAUUGAGAUAGCUUGACGAGCAUGUUGUUUUCAGUUUGCUAUAUGUGUACGUAGGAAAUUGACCUAUACUUCUACAUGCUACGUAAGCAUGUGGAUCAAAAUAAUUAAAAAAAUCAAUGCAUUUUAAUUUAAUUUAUCCUUUUUAUUUUUAAAAAAAAAAGUAUGUGGGAUUAUAGUUUUUGCACAGUUUAUCGGGGAAGGGGAUUUGUAAAUAUAAAAAGUCUUGCACAGUUAAUCCAAGAAACAUCCGCGAUCCGGUUGAUGUUCUACUCCGCUUACUGAGAAUUAUUGUAUUUUGCAAACUGAGAAAAAAAAAAUGAUUAGAAAAGUAAACCAACACAUUGUCAAAAACUGGUGUAUGUCUUGUGAUGACUGGUUGUUUUGCCUUUACAAAGCUGCAAAGUGUACAGAGACAAGUGUUUGUAGUGUCUCAUAAACGUAUAUGAUAAACCUGAGGGAGCUCAACAGCUAAUUGACUUACUGUUUAAGAACUAAAUUAGUUUGCCAAGACACACAAAAAGAAAAAUCGAGCAAUCUCAUGCAUCUCUACUAGUUUACCUUUAAAGGUCCCUAUGGUACAAUCUCAGACAUACACAGAUCAGUGACAUUGUUUCUUUUUUUAACCCUUUAAAUGACACGGGGGACUGUCACGCGUGGGCCCGGUUCUGGGUUUCGUUGCCAUGUUGUUCAAAAAAACGUUUGGAGAGUUCACCUUUGAACCUACCGUCGUUCAUCACCGAAAGAGGGAUUCUCAACAAACAUCGGGUGCUAUUGACCAUCAAAACCAACCUCAGAGCAUUCCGUGCUGGUUACACAACCUCAGGACGAUCCUUCUCUUGGUGCUUAACGGGUAGGCUACGCUACGCUAGCAAACUCUCCACGUCCUCCACAACCUGGUGGCUGUGAAAGUCUUGUUUGUCCCAAAGGCACAGAUUCAGUGUGUACAGAUGGUUUUUGUUUUUUGGAAUCGGGGUCGAUAUUUGCUGUGCUCCACAAGUCUGUGCUAAAACAGUUUGCCAAAUAUGCGAUCCUCUUAUUAAAAAAAACAAACAAGACUUUUAUAAUUGUUCUACACAAUGUCAAACUCGUACACGUACCUCAGUCUUGACUGCCCAACCGUCCAAAAAAAGAAGAAGUUUCACACCUAAACCUGUGAUGAUUUCUGUGGGUACUAAACAUUCUAUUCUAUUGACUUCCUUUUUUAUUGCAAGUACAUCUCGGUGAGAACAUAGCAUUUACUACUUUGAAAAUAUUUUUUUUUUCCUUUGAUUUUAUUAUUUGGUGGAACAUUUGUCCUUUAAUGUUUUAUAUUUUGUACAUUUGUAAGUAACAUAUCAUGUAAAUAUAAAGAGACCACAAUUUAAAUCAUCUGGAGGAUUUUGUAGUCUUUGUAAAGCCCUAAUAAAUGGUAUUUGGUGUCACCUUAAAA